AUGAAUUUGCUGCAAGUCGAUAGCGAUAAUCAUAUUACAGCGAUAGGAAUACACGCAAAUGGGCCUGAAGGAAAACAGAUUCAUUUCACUUUUGCCUUCUUCUUUCUGCUUUCUCAACUUAACUCUUCCUCUCACUCUUUCUAUAUGUCAAACCCUCUUUCUUUCCCCAUUCUCUCUUUCACCAUUCUCUCCUUUUUAUAUCUCUUUCUUUUUUCUCUGUUUGUAUCUCUCUCUUUCAUUCUUUUUUCCCCUACUUUCUUUCUUUAUCUCUCUUUUGCUAUUUUCUCUUUCUCCAUUCUUUCUUUCUCCAAUCUCUCUUUCUCCAAUCUCUCUUUCUCCAAUCUCUCUUUCGCCAUUCUCGCGUUCCCCAUUCUCUAUUUCCAUGUUCCCUCUUUCUCUAUCACUAUUUUCCCAUUCACUCUUUUUCUAUCUCUCUUUUCCCAUUCUCUUUCUCCGCCUCUCUUUCUCCCUUCUCGCUUUCCCCAUUCUCUCUUUCUUUCUCUUUUUCCAUUAUUUCUUUCCUCAUCCUCUCUUUCUCUAUCUCUCUUGAAACUGCGAUGUCGGCGCAACACAAUCCACGUUAAUCUGUUUCUCUCGUUCAUCUUCCGCGCUGUUCUUGCAUUAACCAAAGACAACAUAUUGGUGGAUGGCUUGGGAUUCUCUGAUGAUUUGCAGCAUUCGUCUGACGGGACAAGAAAUUUUAUACCAAAUGUAACGCGCUGGGGCUGCAAACUCUUCUUUACUACAAUUAACUACACCAUUGGAGCCAAUUAUAUGUGGGUCUUCAUUGAGGGUCUUUAUCUACACACCCUUAUUUACGUUUCUGUUUUUGCGGACAACCCACGAACAAAGUGGUAUAUAAUCAGCGGGUGGGCCUUGCCGCUGUUGUUUGUGAUACCUUGGGCCAUUGGACGAUCCCUUCUUAGCGAUGAACAUUGCUGGAAUACGCAUGAGAAUCGUAAACUGUUCUGGAUCAUACGAGGACCGUGCGUUGGUUCUGUUUUGGUAAAGUAUUUUACUCUGAUAAAAAAUCUCUCUCUCUCUCUCUCUCCUUUUCUCUCUCUCCCUCUCUCUAUCUCUCUCUUGUUCUCUUUCUCUCUUCUCUCUCCCUCUCUCUGUCGUUCCCUCUCUACUUAUUUCAUGUAUCUUUCUCUUUUUCACUCUCUCUCUCUCCCUUUCUCUCUCUCUUGUUCUCUUUCUCUCUUCUCUCUCCCUCUCUCUGUCGUUCUCUCUCUACUUAUUUCAUGUAUAUUUCUCUUUUUCACUCUCUCUCUCUCGUUCUCUCUCUUCCUCUCUCGUUCUCGCUAUCUCUUAGCCUACCUCCCUUUCGUUUCCUUCUGCAUAACAAUCUACCUCAACAUUUAA
Acanthosepion pharaonis is the source of this 1365-nucleotide messenger RNA. NCBI's taxonomy places the organism in Eukaryota, Metazoa, Mollusca, Cephalopoda, Sepiida, Sepiidae. The record is from the annotation of a GenBank genome assembly.